Molecule: messenger RNA, 1527 nt
Organism: Fusarium keratoplasticum
Lineage: Eukaryota; Fungi; Ascomycota; Sordariomycetes; Hypocreales; Nectriaceae
Exons: 1
Coding region: 1-1527 (508 amino acids)
Source: RefSeq, a predicted model, not a curated record
AUGGCAUCUACAAACCUCGCUUGGCGUCAGGUCAGUCCUGGAGUGUGGAGUCGCUCCAUCGAUGAGAUAGAGAAGUUCUACGCCACUAUGGUGGUUCUCUACGAAGCCAGUGGCCGCAUGUUCUUUGGCAUGACCGGACAUGUUUCCCUCUCUAUCAAGAUUCCCGAGGGUACUUCCCAAGAGCAGGCCGAGGGUGCUGUCGACAAGGCCUUGAGAAAGGCUUGGCUUGCUCUGAGAUAUGCUCAUCCCGCCCUUGCUGCCAAGGUCACCGAGAAUGUCAAAACAGGCGAAUGGACAAAGACCUACCGUCAGUUUGAAGAUGAAGUGGAUAAGGAUGCUUGGCUUGAAAAGACUCUUGUACACAUCUCGACUGGUCAAACUGGCAACGAGUGGGCCAACUCCGAUCCUCCCGCUCCCAAGGUCCCAACCAUGUUUGUCCUUGAUCUUCCUGCUGACGGGACUUCCACUGUUCGACGCGAUCUAGUCUUUCGCUCACCUCACGACAUUAUUGAUGGAAUCGGAACGCUGAUGAUGCUCAACAACUUUAUCACUCGCGCUGCCGAGGCUUAUGAGAAGGGCGACUCUUUCGAGAUUCCUGUCUUUGAUGGCUCUGAGAGCGCAAAUCUCAGUCCUUCGUAUCGACUGGCUGCCCAGGUUCCCUCUGAACUGAACGAGGCCCAGAAGAAGAGGAUUGAAGAAAUCACCGCCCAAAAGGCAGCUGUUGCCUCUGAUCCAGGCGUUGAACAUCUCGCUCUUCCGUUCAACAGUGGUCCUCUGCUGCCUGGUCGUCAUCAGCGCCUUGCUCUCACUCUCUCCCAAGAGGAGACGAAGCGUCUUAUCACAGCUUGCAAGGCUGUUGGAGCUACUCCGACACAUGUGUUCCAUGCCGCUGCUGCCAUGGUCAUGCGAGACGUCCAGGAGCCUCCUUCGGAGACGAAGCGUGUCCGGUACAUCAACUACAUUCUGCGCAAUGAGCGAGACAAAUGUACUGAGCCGUACAACACUACUCUUCACUCGGCAUCCGUCUAUCACUCGGUCUCGGGUCAGAGUCUCAUCGUUGAUAUGGACUUGCCGGCCGCUGGCACCAAGAUCGACCCCAAGCAGCGCCAGGAGGAAUUCCUGUCUGUUCUGGAGAACAUGAAAGAUUUUUACCACACCGUUAAGGAGGACAAAGAGCACUACAUCCUCACGCCCACCUUAUGGACUCUGGGCACGCCAACCCUUCCUCCUUCUCCUCGGCCUCUCCCUGUGCCUCCUCCCAAUGCUCAUCCGUCCGUGUCCAUCUCAAGCAUGGGCCGCACCGAUGCCAUCGUUGCUCCAGAGACAGGGGCUUUCAGCACCCAAGACCCUUGGGUGACUGGUGAGGAGCUUGGAAACGGACUGGGACUGUUCCUGGGCACUUCUCGUGGGGAAUUGUGUUUGAGUGCUGCGUAUAAUGAUGCGUGGCAUACGGCGGAUGAGGUACAGCAGUAUUUAGACCGUUGUAAGGAGGUGGUGUACUGGGGCUUGAGUAUCGAUGUUGCUUAG